Mycena indigotica is the source of this 1275-nucleotide messenger RNA. RefSeq lists its product as uncharacterized. Bases 1 to 1275 code for a protein of 424 amino acids. The record is from RefSeq and is a predicted model, not a curated record. NCBI's taxonomy places the organism in Eukaryota, Fungi, Basidiomycota, Agaricomycetes, Agaricales, Mycenaceae. The transcript is spliced from 3 exons.
AUGCCUGCCCUUUGGAGCGCGCUGCUCUGGUCGCGCCGGGACUCUCGCAGAGUCUCCAAGUUGACCUUCACUGCCAGUGCUCCGGCUGUUCCCACCGUGCCACAGCUCCCCCUCGAGCUGCACUUUUUCAUCAUCGACCACUUUCGACCCGAUAGCGCGGAGCUCCAAAGCUGCUCCCUGGUCUCACUAGCCUGGGCCGCACACAUCCAAUCCCUCCGCUUCCGCCGCAUUUGCGUCCGCCCUCGCACCGUCCUUCGCUUCCUUGACGUCCUGCUCGACAACCCGCGGCUCGGCGAAUUCGUCACGGUGCUGGAUGUCCGGGAGGGGGCUACACGCCACGUGACGCCGCCCUCCGCGCUGGCGGCGUUGUUUCCUGUCCUACAUUGCCUGCCACAGCUGCAUACCCUCGGCAUCAGUCACAAGAACGUCGAAAUCGGGCUGGAGAUGCUGCUUCAGCAGACUGGCGUGUGCACUCGCGUGACAACUCUCAGAUUGCGUUUCUGCAGGUUCGAGACACCGGACGCGCUCUACCGCUUCAUCGGAGCGUUCCGCCUGCUCCGUUCACUCGAGGUCUUCCAAUGUGAUACAGGCCAGACCACGCCGCAUCCACUGGCACCAACCAUGCGCCAGGCGGCUUCCUAUUGCUUUGAUCUGGCCAGUUUGGCGCUGGGAACGUAUCCUCAAACGCCUCUCAUCCAAUGGCUCACCACAGAUGACAUUUCUCUGUCUGUUGACCGUCUCCGCAUCCUAUCUUUCGGCAACGACGCUUCAUCGUUCAACGCGCUACUCGCAAAGAUCGGAAGUGGGCUUAAGUCCCUCGAGGUGCCUGGCCCACACACCAGGCGUCGGGGGAGCACAGCAGAGGACACACCACUUGAUCUGCGUCCCUGCUGCGCGCUCUCCACUCUAACCUUCAGCGAGCGCAGUCCUUCACAAACAAGCAAAACCGUCCUCGCGACACUCGCACAGCUCCGCGCCAACGGCGCGCAGAACAGCCUCACCACGCUCUCUUUCGAUGUGGCGCUUUCCACACCAUACAAAGACGUACCCUGGGAGGAAGUCGAGCUAGCCAUCCUCGGGCUAGGCAAUAACGCCCGCUUCCCCCGCCUCCAGGCGGUCGUGUUUCACCUCUCUGCCGCGAUGGUCCCACGCCGCCCGGUCGGCUAUGUGACAGCGUACAGAGAGGCCGUCCUUUUCCUGGAAGACAAGAUGGCAGCGCUGAAGGCGAAGGGAUCGUUGCAGUUUGUGGAAGAAGACGAUGACGAAUCUGCCUGA